Messenger RNA from Penicillium argentinense, 1626 nucleotides. RefSeq lists its product as uncharacterized. The record is from RefSeq and is a predicted model, not a curated record. NCBI's taxonomy places the organism in Eukaryota, Fungi, Ascomycota, Eurotiomycetes, Eurotiales, Aspergillaceae. The coding region runs from base 1 to 1626 and encodes 541 amino acids. The transcript has a single exon.
AUGUCGAGACCGACCACGAGAUCGAUCGCUAGCGCCGGCAGCGAGUCCGUCGGAAGUCACCGACAACGAUCGUCGUCUGUUGCGCGGGGCGAACGCUCCGCUUCGAACCCUGCUUCUUUUUCGAUGGAGACGAACCACUAUGAUACCGCCCUUCCUCCGAUCAACUUUCAUCACGCCCCCGUUGCACAUCGCCGGACGGGAAGUACUUUGAAGACUGUCAUGCGGAAGAUUUUCAACCGGAAGAGACAGAGCCAGACAGAUGGCGUCGAGGAGAGCCCGAUUGAGUCCUACUACUCGUCUGUCCCCGCACGUUCAUCGGGACCGGUCGAAGGCAGAUCAUUCCUGGCGGUUCCGACGCCCUCAGAUUCCAAACGGAGUAGUCCACUCUCAGAGGAGAACCUGCAGCUUGCGGACUACCACCUUUCACCGACCGCACUGAGCCAUACAUCUUUACCCUCACCUGGGGUGGUGUCUCGGAGAAGACGCGCAACGCUUCCGAGUGUGAUCUUCUCGGACGACGAGUCUCAUUAUGCUUGCGCAUCGAGCGCAAUUUCAGACCCCUAUGAAGAUCGACCGCACAUAACCGAUCAACAAAGAACCCGCAACAUGCUUCAAGAUCGACGAAGGUCAAGGAGUACAGAUGCACUUCGGGAAAUGGUCGGUGAACGACCAAUAUCGGCUGCGGCCUGGCCCCAACGCUCGACAUCCGUCCCGCACUCGGCCCCUAAUUCCAAGUCCCCUCCGCUGCUGGAAGAGAGCUCUGCCAGCGACCGCUCUGCGAGACCAUCCACGGGAACUACUGUGACAAGUGUCUCGCGCGCGUCUGCGACGCCAUCGCUCGUGGGAUCGGAUCACCACCCCGAGCCCAUGAGUCCGUUCCCACCGAAUAUGAGCAACCUCGUUCAUACCAUGCAACGAGACGACGGUUUGACUGUGGAACAGCGGUUGAAUACAAUUGAAGUAAAGAUGAUCGAUCUGGAGUUUGCCAUUGCCCGCAUGCAGUCCAGCUCAGCCAACUCAAAUGACAAUUCCGCUACUGAACGGCCAUCUCGAAAGCAGGCCCCCUCAAGCGAAUCCGUCACGCCACAGAUGCGCAACAAGACAUCUGCAUUCUUGGGUACAGCUGACCGCGACGAGUCUCCCAGCCCACUGGCGGAUCUCCCAACAGUGCGUCCAAGCAGCAUGAGCACCAUCCGCCCAGACACCAUGAACUCCCGCACACUCCGCCCCACCCCGUCCGCAACAUCAUUAUCCGAUUUCAACGGUGUCUCCAUUGAGAAAUUCAGCACCCUGGUGGCUCUCCUUCGUCGCGAACAGACGGCUCGCCGGAAUCUUGAAAGCCAGGUUGCUACUCUUCGCGAUGACCUGCGACAUCUCCAGCGCGCGGCCUUGCAUUCUAUGGAGCUCGGGACAAUGUAUCCAAUUCACAGUGUCGACUCGCAGGAAUUCCUUCGAUUCCGCCGUGCCUUGGACGACUCCGAUACCUCGCCGAUUCAAGAGGUCGAUGAGAAGCACAUUGCUUACGACAAUGCCUCGGACUGGGACCCCCAUGGUCAUCAUGAUAGUCCCUUUACUCCUCCCAAAUGGGAGCAUGGGCAGCGGACAGUAGCCCCGCCGAUGAUCUAG